UUUAAAUGAAUUCAAUAAUUUUCGACUCCAACUUUAUAUCAUGUGUCGUGUAUUCUUUCCAAAAACCACACUUAGUAAUAAUUAAGUACUUAAUAGGUACAACAAUAAGUAUUUUUUGGGGGGUAAUCGACGUAUUUUUAAAGUUCAGAUAGUCAAUCAACCAAACGACUAUUUAUGAAGAAUCUCUCUCACAAACAAUAAGUUAACUCUAAAUACAAAGAACUUAACCAAAUUACGAGACUAGAAAAUUCUAAACUCAUAAAAUUAAAAUUCCGAUUUCAUAUAUAUUUUUAAAAAAAAAUUAUUUCAAUCCCCACAUAUGUUGUCCUAUAUUCUACAUUCACUAACUUGCAAUUUACUUAAUCUUUUAAGAGUUUGCGCGGGCGGCGUUAACGGCCGUCAACUUUCCCUCCUCACAUGAAUUUCACAAUACCUGAUCGUUGACAUUAUAAUACAGUUGGAGAAAAAAAAAAAUAUAUAUAUAUAUAUAAGGGGCAUUUCAAUCAAAAUUAAGAAAGGUUGAGCAAGUGAAAUACACAAUCUUAAUCAAGAAGAAGGCAAAGAUCGAUCAUCGCUGAGUUUAAGUUACAUAUAUGGCAUCAUCAUCUAAUGGUGGUGUUCCACCGGGGUUUCGAUUUCAUCCAACAGAGGAAGAGCUUCUUCAUUAUUACUUGAAGAAGAAGCUUUCAUUUCAUAAGUUUGAUAUGGAGGUUAUCAGAGAGAUUGACUUGAAUAAAAUUGAGCCAUGGGAAUUACAAGAUAGAUGUAAUAUUGGAUCGACGCCGCAGAAUGAGUGGUACUUUUUCAGCCAUAAGGAUAGGAAGUAUCCAACAGGUUCAAGGACAAAUAGGGCAACAAAUGCUGGGUUUUGGAAGGCAACAGGGAGAGACAAGUGCAUAAGGAACAGCUUCAAGAAAAUUGGUAUGAGGAAAACACUUGUGUUUUAUAGAGGAAGAGCUCCACAUGGACAAAAAACCGAUUGGAUUAUGCAUGAGUAUAGACUGGAAGAUGCUGACCAAAAUCAAAAUGAGGAUGGCUGGGUGAUUUGUAGGGUAUUCAAGAAGAAAAACCUAUUCAAAAUAACUGGAAAUGAGGCAGCUUCAUCAAGCCAUCACCACCAACAACCAACCAACAACUUCACACACAAAGACAAUAAUCAUGAUCAUAGCCCAUAUCUACUACACCAAUUACCACAACACCAUGACCAACAUCAUGACUUAAACUAUUCCCAAAUCCCAGUUGCUACUACUCUCGCGCCACACGAAUACUAUUCACACAACAACAACAACAUUGAAGUAGCACAAAACUUGAUCAAGUCAUCAUCACUGGGAUAUCAUCAACAUCAUCAUCCUCAUGAAUUCUCAUCAUCAGGUGCUGAUCAAUCAGCGCCUUGUGAGUCUGGCUUAGAAGUAGCAAGCAGUAAUGAUCAUCAAUGGGGAAUUAAUAUUGAUUCAUCUAAAGUUGCAUUAGGGAUGGGAUUUGAAUCUAAUCAAAUCAAUCAUCAACUUCCUAUGCGUGGAGAAAUGGACUUUUGGAGUUACGGAAAAUAAUACACACACACAUGACACAACUAUUAGUAUUAAU
Solanum lycopersicum (tomato) is the source of this 1584-nucleotide messenger RNA. Its product is annotated as protein BEARSKIN2. Gene Ontology annotation, biological process: regulation of DNA-templated transcription. The record is from RefSeq and is a predicted model, not a curated record. Lineage: Eukaryota; Viridiplantae; Streptophyta; Magnoliopsida; Solanales; Solanaceae. Gene Ontology annotation, molecular function: DNA binding.